AUGAACGACGAACUAAUCGAGCUCAUUAUCGCCAAAUUAUCCAGCGCUGUCGUCUUAAUUCUCACCAACAAAUCCAAGAUUCUGAUCGCCGUCGUCGCAGUCCACAUCCUCCGCCGCAUUCUCAAAACCAUCUACCACCGCCAUCAAUUUCCGAUCUUCACCGCUAAACAUAACAACAGCACAACCACCGCCACCAAAACCCUAUACUGUUCGGUGUGCCUUCACGACGUAGACGGAGGCCAACGCUACCCGGCGGCUGCCGAAAUGCCGUCACUGUUUCCAUGUGAACUGCAUCGACACAUGGCUUCAAUCGCGAUCCACGUGUCCUUUAUGCCGGAAUCAAAUCCCCCUGCAUCUUCUUCCUCGGAAAGAAGAGAAAGAGCCUGGUUUUUUGUAUUUGUUUUUUUAUUUCUCCAUGAAAGCUAUUCGAAGGAAGAUUGA
This is a messenger RNA of Lactuca saligna, 441 nucleotides long. The record is from the annotation of a GenBank genome assembly. NCBI's taxonomy places the organism in Eukaryota, Viridiplantae, Streptophyta, Magnoliopsida, Asterales, Asteraceae.